CUUUGUAGUCAAAGAAUUAAUUCCGGUCAGCGUAGGUGGCUUUCCAAACUUGAUCGGGUGUCGCUGGUUGUUGCUGUCCACACCCUCCCUGCAGCCGGCGGGAGGGCGAUAGGGGUGUGCCUCCGGCAGCGACUACUAGCUGUUCGGCCCCAAUCAACAUCCCGUGAGAACUCCUCCUCCUUCCGUUUCCUAAUUUUUCUUUUUUCCCGCAAGAGAAUUCGAGGCCAUUAUUCCCUCUGAACGAGCCACCAUCCUCAGCCACAGAACCAGGCUUCCCUCGGUCAUAUUGCCUGGCUACCACUAAGCUAUUGACAGAGUCUAAGUUGUGGACUCCCUCACACAAGUUGAAGAGCGGGUGACAUCUCAUUCUUUCCUGGGCUCCCUCUGUCAUUUACUCUUAUCUGGAAUCCCUUUGCGUCAAGUGAAAGAGCUAAACGAUUGCGGAAGUACCAAUCUUUCAUUUUCCUUUUUCUUAGCUUUGUGCAGAUCUGCUACUCUCCUUUUCUUCCCGUUGGAGGAUAUCAUGCAUUGUUUUCAAUCCUCAAACACGUUCGACAAAUAUUUUCCAGGACUUGGCCUGGGAAAAGAUGCUCCGCUCCUGAUAGAACCCCCACAUGACCUCUUCUCCCCGAACUUCUCCAUCUGCCUCUUGGUUUCUGAGAUUCUUCGACCCGAUGUUUCCAAAACCGCCAGUUGUUUGGUGGAAACGAAUUGUUUGGUCUAUUUUAGGACCCUUGCUAGUAGAGCAUCAAUUCCCACGACUCUGCAAUUUGCUUGUAUCCCGAGAAUUGGGAGCAUACGAACUCACUUUGCAGAUGCUGGUGAAGAGAAGGAAGAGGAGAAGUGUUGCAGUGAAAAAUUGGCUUCGGCGGAAGGGAAAGAUAAAAGGAAGAAUUCUUGGAAUGAUUUGCCCAAAUUCCUCCUGGCAGGUGCAGUGUCCACCAUCAUUUCCAGAAUUCAGGAAAAAGACCUGAAGCACAAGAAAAUCAGAAAGAUUUUCUGGACAUGCAUUGCACCCUUGGAGAGGUUAAAGCUAGAGUGCAUUGUCCAAGGAUCAAAGUAUUCAUGGGUGAAUAUACUUAGAUGCAUCUGGGUUACUGAAGGAUUAAGAGGGUUUUGGAAGGGCAAUGCUCUAAAUCUCUUCCGCAUGGUUCCCUUCAAAUCAAUCAACUUCAUAUGCUAUGACCUGUACCUGGCUAAUCUCCUCAGCGUUCCUGGAAAAGAAGGGAUCACAAAUCGUGAUAGACUCAUUGGUGGUGGCAUAUCGGGUAUUGUUGCAACCGUGCUCUGCAUUCCUCUUGACACAAUCCGAACAAGACUGGUAGCUCCAGGUGGCAAAGCUCUUGGAGGCGUGGCAGGUUGCUUCUGUCACAUGGUACAGAAGGAGGGCUUCCUUUCCCUCUACAAGGGACUUACUCCAGCACUUAUAAGCAUGGCUCCGGCCAGUGCCGUCUUUUAUGCAGCCUAUGACAUGCUCAAGAGUUCUUCUCUCUCUCACAAGAAGAAGAUGAGUGGAGGUGAGACUGAACUGGGACCCAUAAGGACCUUAAUAUACGGUGCCAUCGCUGGGGCCUGUGCAGAGACAGUAACAUACCCCUUGGAAGUCAUUAGGAGGAAGCUCCAGCUCCAACAGGCUGCCAAUUUUGGUCUGGCUUCAGCCUUCAUUCUGCAGAUAGAAAGCGAUGGAGUUGGAUCACUUUUUUCAGGCCUGUUUCCUAGCACACUUCAGGUAUUGCCAUCAGCAGCUUUCAGCUAUUUCUUCUACGAGACGAUGAAGUCAAUUCUGAAAAUCAACUAACUUCCAACAACUUCAUGUAUAAUAUUUGUCUGUUUACCUUGUUCCAUCGAUUGAUUGUUUACGAAACAUUGCAGUGAAUUUUUUCCCCCUGAUAAUAAGGGAGGCGGUAACCUGCCCCACGUUGCAGUGAAACUAGAUGAUGUUAAAAGUAUGCUUAAUUAUUCGACGCCAAUGUAGCAUACUUGCAGGCGGAAUUUCUAUUCCA
Elaeis guineensis (African oil palm) is the source of this 2003-nucleotide messenger RNA. Its product is annotated as probable mitochondrial adenine nucleotide transporter BTL3. Gene Ontology annotation, biological process: transmembrane transport. NCBI's taxonomy places the organism in Eukaryota, Viridiplantae, Streptophyta, Magnoliopsida, Arecales, Arecaceae. The record is from RefSeq and is a predicted model, not a curated record.